CCUCCACGUCCGGAUCCCCGGCCCUCUGCGCCCGGAUUCCGGGUCCUCCGCGCCCGGACUCCCGGUCCUCCGCGGCCCGAUCCCCGGCCCUCGGCGCCCCGAUCCCCGGCCCUCGGCGCCCCGAUCCCCGGCCCUCGGCGCCCGGAUCCUCGGCCCUCGGCGCCCCGAUCUCCGACCCUCCGAUCCCCGGCCCUCGGCGCCCCGAUCCUCGGCCCUCGGCGCCCCGAUCCCCGACCCUCUGAUCCCCGGCCCUCCGAUCCCCGGCCCUCCGCGCCCCUUCCACGCCCUUGGCGCCCGGACCCCCACCGCGCGCGGGGACUCGGCUCUCUACAACCCCGCCCGACUCCUCCCCACCCCAUACUCAGUGCCCGGGUCCUCGGCCUUCCGCACUGCCCCCGCCCCCCGCCCCAGCUCUCCACGCCUCGCCCCGCCUGGCCCUUCCUCACCCCCACCCGGGCUCUCGGCGCCGCGGCCCUCCGCACGGUCGCCCCAGUCCCACCCCGCGCAGCCCCUCCGCGCGCCGGCCGGCGUGCGCGGUGACCCUGCGGCCGCCCGGCUCUGUCUCCACCCGCGCGGCCACCUCGCGCGGGUCACCUCCCCGACCUGGGCCUGGCUUGGCCCUUCCGGCGCUCAGUUCUGAAAGCCCUCGGGCCUCAGGUCCCGGCGAGGUACCCGGGAGGGAGCGGGGACAGAUGCGCCAGCCCUCCUGCGGCGGAGGCGGGGCAGGGUUGCGGGCCCGCGGGGCUGGGCGGCCCUGCGGAGGCGGGACUCGCAGCAGGACCCAGCAGAGGCUGCACAUGCGAGGCGAGGUCUGAGCGCCCCGCGUCUCACAGCUGCCUCGCUUUCAAGUGGAAUACUCAGCUGGGGCCCCGACUCAGGCCAGCCUUGCGGAAAGAAGGAACGAAAAUGGGUGCUCCUUAAGUGGAGGCAGGCAGCCUGGACCGCGACCUCUGGGAGAGCAUGGUGACCCCCUGGCGCUUCUCUGUCAGGGUCUGCUUGUCGCACCUAAGGGGCUUGGAGCUCAGAAAGGACUUCGGCCUUCUGAGACCCUCUGGGUGCUGUCGCAAGGCUAGACUUUGUUGGCUUCUGCUUGGCACUUUGCCCAAACUCAUCUCAGCCUCUGAGGACAUUGGCAAGGGGGCCCCUGAGAGCUUGUGUCGGCAAAGGACCAGUUGGAGUGACCUGGCUGAAAACGGGCCACUGGAGACAGUCCCCCCGGAGCGGCGGCUAGGCUGCCUCCUUCUGCACUUGCGGAUCUGGCUCCGGGCGGGGGCGCUCUUGGUGAAAUUCUUCCCCCUCCUUCUACUCUACCCCCUCACCUACCUGGCUCCCAGUGUCUCCAGGCUCUGGCUCCACCUGCUUCUGAAAGCCACCGAGACCUCCGGGCCAACGUACAUCAAACUCGGCCAGUGGGCCAGCACCCGGCGUGAUCUCUUCUCAGAGGCUUUCUGUGCGCAGUUCUCCAAGCUGCACGUCCAGGUAACGCCCCAUCCUUGGACCCACACUGAACACUUCCUACGGCAGGCCUUCGGAGAGGACUGGGGGAGGGUCCUUUGCUUUGAGAAGCAGGAGCCUGUGGGUUCCGGCUGCGUGGCCCAAGUGUACAAAGCACGUGCCAAUCCUGCCUUCCUGGAGAAUGACAGCAUCCGGAGACUGGCCACGGUCUCCAGACUGCAGCUUUCUUCGGAAGCUGGGAAAGUCCAGGGGCUGGGAGAGCUCCCUGGACACUUGGGGAAGGCGUGGAGGCCUCACGGAAGUCUUGCCGACCAGUCAUUUCUAGAAAGGCUGCUCUUCCCUAAAGCUGACCUGGUUGGAUCAAAUGCAGUCUUGUCUCAGGCUUCGGGACUCCCCCAUGGACCACAACCAGAUCACCUCAUCCCCGUGGCCGUGAAAGUGUUGCACCCUGGCCUGCUUGCUCAGGUGCAGAUGGACCUGCUGCUGAUGAAGAUGGGCAGCCGAGUCCUUGCACUUUUGCCAGGAAUCAAGUGGCUCAGCUUGCCUGAGAUUGUGGAGGAAUUUGAGAAGCUCAUGGUGCAACAGAUCGACCUGCGUUAUGAAGCUCGGAAUCUAGAACACUUCCAAUGCAACUUCCUGAAUGUGAACUCUGUCAAAUUCCCCACCCCUCUGCGUCCCUUUGUCACCAGGGAUGUCUUGGUGGAAACGUAUGAAGAGAGUGUGCCUGUGUCUAGUUACCAGCAAGCAGGGAUUCCCGUGGACGUGAAGAGGAAGAUUGCGCGGCUGGGGAUCAACAUGCUCCUGAAGAUGAUAUUUGUGGACAACUUUGUCCAUGCGGACCUUCACCCUGGGAACAUCCUGGUCCAGGGCGCCGACGGUCUUCCCAAGAGCCAAGAGGCGCAGCCUCAGCAGGUAGAUGUCUGUGACGCACUGGCGGUGGCUGUGACGCCUGCCCGGUGCCCGCUGUGCCUGGUGCUUCUGGACGCCGGCAUUGUGGCCGAGCUGCAGGCUGCCGACCUGAGGAACUUCCGGGAAGUCUUCAUGGCCGUGGUGAUGGGGCAGGGCCAAAGAGUGGCUGAGCUCAUCCUGCAUCAUGCCCGGGCCAGUGAGUGCAAGGAUGUGGAGGGAUUUAAGGCUGAGAUGGCCAGGCUGGUGACCCAGGCCAGGAAGAACACCAUCACCCUGGAAAAGCUUCAAGUUUCCAUCCUUCUCUCGAAUGUCUUUAAGUUGCUGAUGACUCACAAGGUAAAGCUUGAGAGCAACUUUGCCUCAAUUGUGUUUGCCAUCAUGGUGUUGGAGGGGCUUGGCCGCUCACUGGACCCUAAACUGGACAUCCUGGAGGCAGCAAAGCCCUUCCUUCUGCAAGGACUAGCGACCUCCCACUGACUGCAGCAGUGGGUGCUUCAUCUCAGCUGGAGGCCACUCCCAACAGCCUCUCCUGUGGCAGCUUGAACAUUCUAGAAUUGGGAUUGUGGAAGACCUGCCACUGCUUUUCACUCCAGUUUGGUUUCAGGCAUCUGUUUUAAAAGCUUUGGGUUAGUUGGGGAAGUAAAGGGAAAGAAGGUCCUCUCAGUUCAGUCGUGGAAGCUGGGCCUGGUGUCAGGGAGACUCUAUUUCAGGGAAAAUGUUCUCUGAAGGAGGACGAAUAAACUUACUUUGUUUUCUGGU
Molecule: messenger RNA, 3123 nt
Organism: Eubalaena glacialis (North Atlantic right whale)
Lineage: Eukaryota; Metazoa; Chordata; Mammalia; Artiodactyla; Balaenidae
Gene: ADCK2
Product: aarF domain containing kinase 2
Exons: 8
Coding region: 961-2841 (626 amino acids)
Cellular component (GO): mitochondrion
Source: RefSeq, a predicted model, not a curated record